This is a messenger RNA of Paraphaeosphaeria sporulosa, 696 nucleotides long. Its product is annotated as class I glutamine amidotransferase-like protein. Bases 1 to 696 code for a protein of 231 amino acids. Lineage: Eukaryota; Fungi; Ascomycota; Dothideomycetes; Pleosporales; Didymosphaeriaceae. The record is from RefSeq and is a predicted model, not a curated record. The transcript has 2 exons.
AUGGCAGCUAAAACGCCAAAACACGUCGCCGUCAUUCUCUUCCCCGGCUUCCAACUCCUCGACAUCACGGGCCCCCUCGACACGCUCAACAUCCUCUCCCGCAGCACGCCCCUACGCCUCUCCAUCCUCGCCGCUACGCUGGACCCCGUAUCCACCGCGCUGCCAAUCUCGACGCCGUACCUCUCGACGCUGACCCCGUCCUCGCCACCCGAUUCGCCCUUUGCCCAAUCCAUCGUCCCAACGCACACCUUCGACACGGCCCCCGCCGGCAUCGAGGUCCUCAUCAUCCCCGGCGGCUUCGGCAGCCGCGCCGAGGAAAACGUCACCCCCGUGGUCGAGUUUGUGCAGGCGGCGUAUCCCACGCUGACGUACCUGCUCACCGUGUGCACCGGCUCCGCCAUCGUAGCCAAGAGCGGGGUCCUGGACGGGCGGCGGGCGACGUCGAACAAGAAGGCGUUCGCGUGGGUCAAGGCGCAGAACGCCGAGGUGAAGUGGGUGGCCAAGGCACGCUGGGUGGUGGAUGGGAAUGUGUGGACGAGUUCGGGCGUCGCUGCGGGCAUCGACAUGAUCUACGCGUGGGUCGAAGACAUCUGGGGGACCGACGUCGCCGAGGAGCUGGCGGAUAGCAGUGAGUACGAGAGGAACCGGGAUAGCAAGAAGGACCGGUUUGCGGAGCGGUGGGGUGCGACGGACUGA